AUGCCACCGAAGAAAUUAGCCGAACCAGAAAUUAAGCCUUUGAUCGGGCGCAUCGGAACGAACCUUCGCAUCGGUAUCGUUGGCGUGCCGAACGUGGGUAAAUCAACGUUCUUCAACGUACUAACGAAGAGUGCCGCACCAGCAGAAAAUUUCCCUUUCUGCACGAUCGAUCCUAACGAGAGCAGAGUUCCAGUGCCCGAUGCUAGAUACGAUUAUCUGUGCGAAUAUCAUAAGCCAGCAAGUAAGGUGCCAGCGUACCUGAACGUGGUGGAUAUUGCCGGUCUGGUGAAAGGUGCUGCCGAGGGACAAGGUCUUGGCAAUGCAUUCCUCUCGCACAUCAACGCGUGCGAUGCCAUUUUUCAUCUGUGCCGUGCGUUUGAUGAUCCGGACGUGACACACGUGGAGGGCGAGGUGGAUCCGGUACGCGAUCUAUCCAUCAUUAGCGAGGAGCUGCGUUUGAAGGACGAGGAAAAGCUGAUGAUUAACCUUGACAAGCUGGAGAAGCUGGUCACGCGCGGUGGUGAUAAGAAAAGCAAGCCGGAAUAUGAAACUUUGUUGAAAAUCAAAGACGUUCUAGUUGACGAAAAGAAACACAUCCGGUUCGCUGACUGGAGCGCUCAUGACAUCGAGGUACUAAACAAAUACCUCUUCCUGACAUCCAAACCGUGCAUCUAUCUCGUCAACCUGUCAGAUAAGGAUUUUAUACGCAAGAAGAACAAGUGGCUGCCAAAGAUCAAGGAGUGGAUCGACAAGAACGAUCCGGGUGCACCGAUAAUCCCCUUUUCCGGUGCGUACGAACAUCAGCUGGCCGAGUUGGAAACGGACGCCGACCGCAAAGCGUACGAGGAGGAGCACAAAUGUGUCUCGGUGCUGGACAAAAUUAUCACCACCGGCUACAAGGCGCUGCAGCUCGAAUACUUCUUCACCGCCGGCCCGGACGAGGUGAAGGCGUGGACGAUUCAGAAGGGUACAAAGGCACCGCAGGCGGCGGGUCGCAUUCACACCGACUUCGAGAAAGGUUUCAUCAUGGCGGAAGUGAUGCACUUCGGCGACUUUAAGGAGGAGGGCACCGAGGCAGCGGCAAAGGCCGCCGGCAAGUACCGGCAGCAGGGCCGUAACUACGUCGUUGAGGAUGGCGAUAUCAUCUUCUUCAAGUUUAAUGCCGGUGCCGGAUUGAAGGAUGCGAAGAAAAAGUGAUAUCACCAGGCUGUCACCACCAUCAUCGUCGCACUGCUCUACAUUAAUAUGAUAUUCUAUGCACACAUGUUUC
Messenger RNA from Anopheles marshallii, 1270 nucleotides. RefSeq names its product obg-like ATPase 1. Gene Ontology annotation, cellular component: cytoplasm. Bases 1 to 1197 code for a protein of 398 amino acids. The transcript has 5 exons. Gene Ontology annotation, molecular function: GTP binding; ATP binding; ATP hydrolysis activity. Lineage: Eukaryota; Metazoa; Arthropoda; Insecta; Diptera; Culicidae. The record is from RefSeq and is a predicted model, not a curated record.